AAUGUUCCUAACACACCAUGUGUCUUCUUAGGUUGCUUGGAUCCUGAGAAAUUCAAGGACUUUAAACUUGUUAAACGCACUCAGCUCAGCCAUAAUGUGGCUAAAUUUAAAUUUGCUCUUCCAACACCAACAUCAGUGUUGGGACUUCCUAUUGGACAGCAUAUUAGUUGCAGAGGAAAAGAUAGCCUUAAUGAAGACGUUGUCAAACCAUAUACCCCAACAACUUUGGAUUCAGAUGUUGGAUACUUUGAAUUAGUCAUAAAGAUGUAUCCACAAGGAAGGAUGUCUCAACAUUUUCAAGUGAUGUGUGAAGGUGACUAUCUGGCGGUAAAAGGACCUAAG
This is a messenger RNA of Prunus avium (sweet cherry), 342 nucleotides long. Lineage: Eukaryota; Viridiplantae; Streptophyta; Magnoliopsida; Rosales; Rosaceae. The record is from RefSeq and is a predicted model, not a curated record.